Messenger RNA from Suricata suricatta (meerkat), 1090 nucleotides. It is a transcript of the gene CLBA1, whose product is annotated as clathrin binding box of aftiphilin containing 1. Gene Ontology annotation, molecular function: clathrin binding. Gene Ontology annotation, cellular component: trans-Golgi network membrane; AP-1 adaptor complex. Gene Ontology annotation, biological process: intracellular transport. The record is from RefSeq and is a predicted model, not a curated record. The transcript is spliced from 3 exons. NCBI's taxonomy places the organism in Eukaryota, Metazoa, Chordata, Mammalia, Carnivora, Herpestidae. The annotation marks the transcript as partial.
CGGGCGGGCGUGGGGAAGACCAGCGGCCGCUGAGCGUGCUGGCAGAGGCGGCGGAGCAGCGGAGGUGGGUGCUGGUCGCCGGGGCUCCAGCCCGGCCCUCGUGGGGACCCCGGUCCCGGGCUGCCCUCGGCCCCGCGCCGACCCCGCCCUCGGGGACCCGUGUUCUCUGGGACCUGCCGCUGCGCUGGACUGGCCCCCGCGGCUCGUGCAAGAGGAAGCCGGACCGCGGCUCGGAUCACUGCCCCCGGGGCGGCUUGUGUCCGUGUCACAGCGAUCCUGGCCACACAGCAGGCCACCCGUGCUGCCGAGGAGGUCCCGGCGGCCCCCGGCCCCCGCCUGGUCCAGCUCCGGGCAGCCCCGGAACAGCAGUGUGGGGGUCUCCCCGCGGCGUCUAUGCGGGCCCUGCGGCGCCGCCGACAUGCAGGACCUGCCGCUGCCAGAGGCAGGGCCUGGCCACGUGCCCCCUCUCAGCGGGUCUCCGCGCGCGGGCACCGAGAGAGGGGGCGAAGCUUCCCUCUGCCCGGCCUCUAGAGACUGCGGGGCCAGCCAGGCGCCCGGGAGGCGGAGAGGUGCCGGGGCGCAGUGCGUGAGGACCCCCUCCAGGACCUCGGGGAGCGGCAGCGGCGUUUCUGGAGUUGUGGCGCGCAAGGGGAGCGCUCCGGACCCGGCGGAGCACAGCAGCGCCUGGGGGGAGUUCGAAGGCUUUCAGGAAUCUUCAGUCAAGGCUCAACACUUCUCCCAAACCUUUGAACUCCUGGACAGACGCGCAGAAUGCGGGCCGCAGAGCGCGGCUUCUGCCCCAAAGGAGAGAGGUCCUGGCCAGCCUCAGCAGGGCGGGCCUUGGGCGGCCCGGACCCGCGGCAUCUCAGCCUCCGAGCUCAUUCUCAGCUAUGAGGACGUUUUCAGGUUUGCUUUUCAGGAAGCACCAGUCCAGCAGGCAACUGAAGGUGUCUCCCCCUUGGGCUGCGUCUUAGAAGUGAGCAGUGAGGGGAAGCCUGGCUGGGAAGCCGCACACGUCCUGUGUUCUGAGUCCAGGAGACUCUGGACAGCUCUUCAGAGCACACACAGUGUGUCCGAUUCUCCAUGGCUC